Molecule: messenger RNA, 1619 nt
Organism: Prorocentrum cordatum
Lineage: Eukaryota; Dinophyceae; Prorocentrales; Prorocentraceae
Source: the annotation of a GenBank genome assembly
AGCCGUUUUUGGCUCAGGCACUGCAUUUUGACCCAGCUGCUUGUUCUUGUGUGUUCCUGUUGCCUCCAGGCUCAGAAGGUUGCGACCAUGUCGCAGGAUGGCGCGAGCACGGGUUACAUCCUCGUCAGCAUGGCACUGGUCCAGUUCAUGACGCCAGGCCUGGCCCUCUUCUACGGAGGCCUGGUGCGCGAGAGCAGUGUGAUCACCAUCAUGAUGCAGAACUUCGCGACCAUGGGCCUGGUGACCGCGCUGUGGUUCCUGUUCCUGUACUCCAUGUGCUUCGGAGAGACCGCAGAGUUUUUCGGGAACCCGACCACCUUCGCGGGCUUUCGUGGCGUCAACAUGCACUCGGAGGGGCCAGCGGCCGGCAUCCCGCACCUCCUGUUCGCCGGCUACCAGGGCAUGUUCGCUGUCAUCACCCCGGCGCUGAUGACGGGCUGCUUCGCCGAGCGCUUCCGCUUCGGCCCCUACAUGGCGUUCGUAAUGCUCUGGAUGGUCUUCGUGUACGCCCCGUUCUGCCACUGGGUGUGGGGCGGGGGCUGGAUGGCCGAGUGGGGCGUGUGGGACUUCGCUGGCGGCAUCGUCGUCCACAUCACUGCCGGGUUCUCUGCGCUCGCGAGCCUCGUCGUGGUGGGCCGCCGAGCCGUGCCCGAGGGCAUGCUGCGGGAGGACCUGGACGUGCCCCACAACAUCCCGAUGGUCGCCACCGGCACCGCCAUCCUGUGGUUCGGCUGGUUCGGCUUCAAUGGUGGCUCCGCCCUGGCCUCUGACGGCAUCGCCGUGGCUGCGGCCGUCAACACCGAGAUCGCCGGGUCCGUGGCGUGCUUCGUGUGGAUGCUCAUAGAUUGGGCCAUCAACAAGAAGCCCACCCUGGUCGGCAAGUGCGUGGGGGCCAUCGCCGGGCUCGCCACCGUCACGCCCGCCGCUGGCUUCAUCCAGCCGUGGGGCGCCUUUGUGAUCGGCAUUGUGGCUGCCCUGGCAUGUUACGGCCUCUGCGAGCUGCGCAAGAAGCUGCGCGUCGACGACGCGCUGGACGUGUGGGGCGUUCACGGCAUGGGCGGCUUUCUCGGCACGUGCUUGCUGGGCCUGCUGGCGGACCCGUCGGAGUGCGGCGAGGACGGUGCCCAGCCCAGCUGGUGCGUGAACCCGGGCACUGUGACCCGCUCCGGCGAGCAGUUCGGGAAGCAGUUGGCGGCGGCGCUCCUCUGCGCGGCCUACUCCUUUGUGGUCACCGUCGUGCUCCUCAAGAUUAUCGGGCUCGUGGCCACCAUUGUGCCCACCUCCGAGGAGCAGGAGGACCUGGACAAGGCCAUGCACGGCGAACAGGCCCAUUCCCCCGCCAAGGCGUACGCGGCGGGGGUGGGAGUCGACAAGCAAUCCCCCAUCAAGGCGUACUCGCUUGGGGCUGACGGUGCCCAGGAGAUGAGGGUCUGAGGGAGGGCCUGCCAGCGCCCGCGCGGCAUCGCUCUCCUCCGGCGCUUCCCCGUCCUUCCUCUUUCCUGGCUUCCCUCUGUCUUGGGCCCUCGCUUCGAAUCAUGCACGGUUUGCUUUCCCGUCCCGCCGCUUUCACCCCUCCUCUCAGCUCCUCGUGCUCCUCCUUAUGCUCCCCCUCCUCCCGC